Molecule: messenger RNA, 327 nt
Organism: Sporothrix schenckii 1099-18
Lineage: Eukaryota; Fungi; Ascomycota; Sordariomycetes; Ophiostomatales; Ophiostomataceae
Exons: 1
Coding region: 1-327 (108 amino acids)
Cellular component (GO): membrane; signal peptidase complex
Source: RefSeq, a predicted model, not a curated record
AUGCCUAACCCUUCCAGCGGCAUUCUGCACCUCAAGAACCAGAAGCCCAAGUACCAGAUCACGCACCCCAGCGGCAAGAUCGCCGAGACCGAGCAGGUGCGCCUGCGCGUGCACUACAACGUGCAACCAUGGGUCGGCAUGCUCUCGUGGAACCAGUACAGCGGCGACGGAAGCAUUAGCAGCUGGCUCCUUCCGCAGCGCGGCGGCGCCGGUUCGCCGCUGUGGCAGCCGCUGGCCGGUGGUGAGAGCAAGGCGUUUGAGCUGCCGGCCGUCGGUGCCAGCGGCAGCGCAAGCAAGAAGGACAAGGCGGCCGAGAGUUCGGCAUAG